GCCAGGGUCCGCCACUUUAUUCAGUUGUCUUUCAGUAAACAUGUCAGAAUUAUCGUUUAAAGACAAGGUUGUUAUCAUCACCGGAGCCGGAGGUGGCUUGGGUAAGCACUACGCGUUGGAGUACGCCAAGAGAGGCGCCAAAGUCGUGGUCAACGAUUUGGGAGGUGCUCUCAAUGGCCAGGGAGGCGACUCCAAGGCGGCAGACGUGGUUGUGGAAGAAAUCAAGAAGAACGGAGGUGUGGCCGUCGCCGACUACAACAACGUGCUUGACGGAGCCAAGAUUGUCGACACUGCUGUCAAGGCUUUCGGCACUGUGCACGUGGUGGUCAACAACGCUGGUAUCUUGAGAGACACCCAGUUCAAGAAGAUGGACGAGAAGACGUUCCAGCUCCUCAUCGAUGUCCAUCUCAACGGUGCCUACAAGGUGACCAGAGCCGCAUGGCCCUACUUCAGAAAACAGAACUUCGGUAGAGUCAUCAACACCGCAUCGCCAGCAGGAUUGUACGGAAACUUUGGCCAGGCCAACUACUCGGCCGCCAAGUUGGGAUUGCUCGGUUUUGCCGAGUCUCUCGCCAAGGAGGGUGAAAAGUACAACAUCAGAGCCAACACCAUCGCACCAUUGGCCAGAUCCAGAAUGACUGAGUCGAUUCUUCCACCCCCAAUUUUGGAGCAAUUGAACCCUGAAAAGGUUGCUCCUUUGGUGUUGUACUUGUCUCACGAAGAGAACAAGUUGAACGGUGAAACCUUCGAGGUCGCAGCCGGUUUCUACGCCCAGAUCAGAUGGGAGAGAUCCGGAGGUGUUUUGUUCAAGCCAGACGCUUCCUUCACCGCUGAAGCAGUUGGUGCCAAGUUCGAAGAGAUCUUGAACUUCGACGACUCCGCCAAGCCUGAGUUGUUGAAGAACCAACACCCAAAGAUGCUCAACGACUACCAGUCGUUGACUAACGCUGCCAGAGAAUUGAAGCCUUUCGACGCUUCUGGCAUCUCCAAGAUUUCAUUGAAGGACAAGGUGGUGCUUAUUACUGGUGCUGGUGCCGGUUUGGGACGUGACUACGCCUUGUUCUUCGCCAAGUACGGUGCUAAGGUCGUGGUCAACGAUUUCAAGGACGCCUCUAAGGUGGUCGACGAAAUUAAGGCUGCUGGCGGUGAGGCCCACGCCGACGUCCACGACGUCGCUAAGGACUCUCAGGCCAUCAUCGACAACGUCAUUGGCAAAUACGGUACCAUCGAUAUCUUGAUUAACAACGCCGGUAUUUUGAGAGACAAAUCGUUCGCCAAGAUCACCGACGAAGAGUGGUACUCCGUGCAAAACGUCCACUUGUUGGGUACCUACAACUUGACCAGAUUGGCCUGGCCUCACUUCUUGGAGAAGAAGGCUGGUAGAGUUAUCAACAUCACCUCCACUUCUGGUAUCUACGGUAACUUCGGCCAAACCAACUACGCUUCGGCCAAGGCCGCCAUUCUUGGUUUCUCCAGAACCAUUGCCAUUGAAGGUGCCAGAGCCAACAUCAAGGUUAACGUGGUCGCUCCUCACGCUGAGACUGCCAUGACCUUGACCAUCUUCAGAGAAGGUGACAAGGGCUUGUACCACCCAGACCAAGUCGCCCCAUUGUUGGUCUACUUGGCCUCUGACGAGCUUGAAGUCACUGGUGAAUUGUUCGAAGCCGGUGGAGGCUGGAUCGGUUCCACCAGAUGGCAAAGAGCCAAGGGUGCCGUCUCCAGAGAUGCUCACCCCACUCCAGAAUUCAUCAGGGACCACCUUUCCGAAAUCACCGACUUCACCCAAGGCACUGCCAACCCUAAGUCCACCACCGAGUCCUCCAUGGCCAUUCUCAACGCUGUGGACCCAGGAGACGAUGACGAGGACGAAGAGGAAGAUGAAGACGAUGACGAAGAAGAAGAUCCUAUCUUCAACUACGGUGACAAGGAAGUUAUCUUGUACAACAUUGCUCUUGGUGCCACCGCCAAGGAGUUGAAGUACACCUACGAAAACGACCAGGACUUCGAAGUCAUUCCAACCUUCGGUCACUUGCCAACCUUCAACUCCCAGAAGUCGCAGACCUCGUUUUCCAAGUUGUUGAAGAACUUCAACCCUAUGUUGUUGUUGCACGGUGAACACUACAUCAAGGUUGAAAAAUGGCCAAUCCCAACCGAGGGCAGUGUCAAAACUUCCUACAACCCAUUGGCCAUCACCCAAAAGGGUACCAACACUGUGGUUGUCCACGGAUCCAAGUCUGUUGACUCCAAGACCGGAGAGGCAUUGUUCACCAACGAGGCUACUUUCUUCAUCAGAAAGUGUGAAGGUGAAACCAAGACCUACGGUGAAAGAAAGGCCUUCGCCACCUCUCAGUUCAACGCUCCAAAGUCUGACCCAGAAUUCACCACCGAAAUCAAGAUUUCUCCAGACCAAGCUGCUUUGUACAGAUUGACCGGUGACAGAAACCCAUUGCACAUUGACCCUAACUUUGCCAAGGGUGCCAAGUUCGAUGCUCCAAUUUUGCAUGGUAUGUGUACCUACGGUUUAGCUGCCAAGGUGUUGCUUGACAAGUUUGGUCCAUUCAACGAAAUCAAGGCCAGAUUCACCGGUAUCGUUUUCCCAGGUGAAACCUUGAGGGUUGUUGCCUGGAAGAAGGGAGACGUUGUCACUUUCCAAGUCCACGUUGUCGAAAGAAAGACCAUUGCCAUCAACAACGCUGCCAUCAAGUUGAUCUCCGACAAGGCCAAGAUCUGAUUGGACGAUGAUUUAUGAAAUGAAAAUGAACUCAAUUGAUUUCAGUUCAACUGUUGGAUCCUGCUUGUAGCCGGAAUUUAUAUACUAUCAAUAUUAUUUAUUUGUGACA
This is a messenger RNA of Suhomyces tanzawaensis NRRL Y-17324, 2840 nucleotides long. RefSeq names its product bifunctional hydroxyacyl-CoA dehydrogenase/enoyl-CoA hydratase (gene FOX2). Lineage: Eukaryota; Fungi; Ascomycota; Pichiomycetes; Serinales; Debaryomycetaceae. Gene Ontology annotation, molecular function: oxidoreductase activity. The record is from RefSeq and is a predicted model, not a curated record. Bases 41 to 2731 code for a protein of 896 amino acids. The transcript has a single exon.